CUCGACGAGCCGGUUGCCGUAAGCGUGUGUUUCGCCGAUUCGACAUUAUUUUAUUGUUGCUGUUGUUCAUUGUCCUCGUCGCCUUCGCUCCCGCUGGUGUGCUGUGCGUGCCUCUGUGUGUGUGUGUGUUUAGUUUAAGCGAAAUUGAAAGUUGUACAUUUUGCUACCCCCAAAAAGCAAAGCGCUGCAUACAAAUGCGCGCGCUUCUACAUACAUAGUGAACCAACCCCCACCAACAACAACAAAAGCAGCUACAAUAACAACAAAAAAAACAACAACAACAGCCACCCACUGUUUAAAAACGCCGCAUAGUCAUCGUCAUCGUCAAUCGUCAUCGCCUGCCUGCCAGCCUGUUUCUGUUUUUGCUUCUGCUUCUUCAAGUUUCGAUCGUGUUUUCUGUUUUGCAGGCUCAACGCAUAGUAACUGCUAUUGUUGGUCUGUGUGUGCAAAUUAAAAUAAUCAAAAUAAACCAGAAAAGCGAAAGUGUUACACAAGUUCAGAAAAAGCGUCAUAGAAUUGAGUUUAAGUAGCGCUUCCCCGAAGUCUGCAAACGGUCAACGCUCACACAGGCUGCCAACGGCUCCUGUUGUGAAAGUGAGUGUGUGUGCUUGUGUGUGUGUGAGUUUGGAUGCACAUGCUAUAUGUGUAAAGCCUUCUAGCAGCCUAAAUCUGUUAUGAUGAAUUUCUCAGCGUUUGGUGGCCCCUUCUCAGGCAUCCAUCAAUUUGCCGCUAAAUUUGAUGCACAAACCCCAGGCGCAUUUGGGACGCCGCCUGUAAACGCUGCAGCGGGAUCAGAUAAUCAUGUGCAGCGCUAUCAGACCAAUGGCAAUCAUUUCAAUCAGAAUGUGCCCAACGUUUCGGCGGCCAAUAAUAUGCAAUAUGGUCAGAAUAUAUCCAUACCAUAUUCACAGCCACAAAGUGAUCUAAAUUUCUUGAAUGCGGCUGCUGCGGCGGAUCAUAAGGGUAAAAUUCAUCCAAAAAUUGAACGUGACCGGGAAGAAGUCCUCAAUCAGCAAAUCCUACAGAAUGUGAAUCAGUCUUGGCAAACGCUGGCUAAUACGGCCAACACCGUCGACUAUUCAUCGCAUUUGUUAUCAGCAACACUGCCAAUCUCCAUACAACACUUCCUCAAGUAUUCGGAAACCAUUAAGAAAGAGUCCACCGGUGAUGUGCUUAAGAAUGGCACCAACUUGGCCAGUUUGGCUUUGGGCGGUGUCGCUUUAACACCUAGCAAUAAUGGCGCCAAUGGGGCACACCAUAAUGGCGGCUUGGUGGGCAUGGAUCAUGGUGGUCACAUGACCAACAUGACGGAUGCAAAUGGCGCUGGACUGGCCAAUGGCGUUGCUCCCAAUGGCGUCAAUGGUAAUACCAAUGGUGCAGUUAGCAAUGGUGCCGCCGUAUCCAGCACCGCAGCAGUCGGCAGCACAAAUGCUGCAGUUGCUGGCACCACCACCACCACGAGCGGCAAGAAAACCAAAAAGAAGAAACCUCCAAAGGAGAAGAAGCCAAGACCGAAGCCAGGUGAAAUUCGUGAAACUAAAGCAUUGGACGGCUCUACACUCUACUGUUGCCCCGAAUGCCAGAUGGCCUAUCCGGAUCGUAGUCUCAUCGAGCAGCAUGUGAUCUCGCAUGCUGUGGAGCGUCGCUUUGUCUGCGACAUUUGCAAUGCAGCGCUCAAGCGCAAGGAUCACUUGACCCGCCACAAGCUCUCCCACAUACCGGACAGGCCACAUGUGUGCAAUAUCUGCAUGAAGUCUUUUAAGCGCAAGGAGCAGCUCACCUUGCACAUUGUUAUACACUCCGGCGAGAAGAAACAUGUCUGCAUUGAGUGUGGCAAAGGCUUCUAUCGCAAGGAUCAUUUGCGCAAGCAUACGCGAUCGCACAUUGCCAGACGCGUCAAAUCUGAGGUCUCAGCUCAGAAUGUGAAUGGCAGCGGCGGAGGCGCUGCCGCCAACAAUGCGCAAAACAAUUCGCUACAUGGCUCCUGAGGUUCGUACAAGGACUUUUGGUAAAUUCUUAAAUCGUACACAUUUCAUGCUACAAAUGAAAGCAGAAAAGCGAGCAUAUUAUCAAUGAUUUUGCAGCUGGAAUUUGCGAAAUCAUUGACAAGUGCUUGUGGAGCUGCUUUUAAUGAAAUGUGUUUUAAGAGUUUAUCAGGAGUCCUGCUGAGCGUCAUCCAAAUCCAAUAACCCUCUAAAUAGAGUACAACAAAAACAGUUU
Molecule: messenger RNA, 2220 nt
Organism: Drosophila busckii
Lineage: Eukaryota; Metazoa; Arthropoda; Insecta; Diptera; Drosophilidae
Gene: l(3)neo38
Product: zinc finger protein 793
Exons: 5
Coding region: 675-1988 (437 amino acids)
Biological process (GO): regulation of transcription by RNA polymerase II
Cellular component (GO): nucleus
Molecular function (GO): RNA polymerase II cis-regulatory region sequence-specific DNA binding; DNA-binding transcription factor activity, RNA polymerase II-specific
Source: RefSeq, a predicted model, not a curated record